This is a messenger RNA of Cladophialophora immunda, 1526 nucleotides long. RefSeq lists its product as uncharacterized. Lineage: Eukaryota; Fungi; Ascomycota; Eurotiomycetes; Chaetothyriales; Herpotrichiellaceae. The transcript has 4 exons. The record is from RefSeq and is a predicted model, not a curated record. Bases 149 to 1357 code for a protein of 402 amino acids.
GCACCUUCUCUGGGUCGACCGAGGCACGCGACGCGUCCCAUCCACCUACGCAACUUGGGAUUCCCACAAAAAGAGAACAAAGAACUUGAAGAUUGGAAUUCUGUGCAAUCACUGACCUCUCAGAAUCGGAAAGUGCAGUGGCGUCAAAAUGAAGGUAGAAACACAAGAAAUCGACCGCAUUUUGCAAAAAUACGUGGGUGGUGAGGAGCCUUCGAAGUCUUUGCGGGCGGCUGGGUUUGUUGUGAAGGACAAGAAUGGCACUACAUUGUAUUCUCAGGCCUUUGGAAAAGCCACGUUCGACGAGAACCCGAAUUCCUUCUCCUCGGAUACCGUCUGCUGGGUGGCAUCGUUGACAAAGCUUGUCACGGCGGUAUGUGUCAUGCAGAUAGUCGAGAAAGGUCUUAUAGGCCUAGACGACGAUCUAGGCCAGACUGUCACGGAAUUGUCCGAUGUGAAGAUAUUGAAAGGUUUUGGCAGGGAUGGCACCCCAAUUUUGGUUCAAAAGACGAAACCGAUCACCUUACGUGUUCUCUUGACUCAUUCCAGCGGAUUUUGCUACGACUUUUUUGACCCGGCCAUGGUCAAAUGGUCAGCUGCUGUCAAUCGCACCACCAGCUCCGCGACACGCACCCUGGAGGGGCUGAUCUUUCCGCUCAAAUUUGAGCCCGGCGAGAGCUGGAUGUACGGGGUCGGGAAUGACUGGGCUUCACGAAUUGUCGAGGUCGUCAGCGGCCAGUCGUUCGAGACGUACGCCCAGGAGCACGUCUUUGGACCGCUGGGAAUGAAGUCCUCGACUUUUUUGAUCAACGACCAUCCCGAGCUUGCAAAACGUCGAGCUGCUGUUGCGUUUCGAUCCCCGUUGACAGGCGAACUAGCUGCUGGGGAAGAUCCAGGUCAUCUUGACCCAAAGCAAAUCAGUGGAGGCGCUGGACUUUUCACAACUCUGGAAGACUAUGCGAAGCUCCUGGGUGCUCUUGGGAGCGAUGACAGGACAAUCUUGAGCCCCGAGUCUAAGCAAGAGCUGUUCCGACCUCAAAUAUCAAACCCCAAAGACCUCCAGGCAUUUUGUGAUGGACCCUUCCACGACUCUAUUUGUCCCGAAUUCCCAAGAGGUCUUCCUGUCAAUUAUACACUGGCAGGCGAGGUGAAUCUUGAGGAUGUCCCCGGUAAACGCUCGAGUGGAAGUGUCAUGUGGAGCGGAUACACGAAUCCCCACUGGUGGAUUGAUAGAAAGACAGGCAUUGUGGGAACAUUGUUUACACAGAUCCUACCGGCAGGUGACGCCGUUGUAGCUGCCCUGUACGAUGAAUUGGAGCUUGCCAUGUAUCGAUCUCUCCGCGGGGAGGGCUCUGAGUAGACACACAGAUGCAACAGUGCUCAUAUAUCUGGGACAUACCACCUCCCUUGUCCAGAAUCAACUUCUCCGUGGUCUCAAUAGCUUUCAUUGCAUUCUCGAAGAUGCGACGACCUGGUAGCGCCAAACCGGCAUCACCUUUCCGCCAGGCGAAAUUCUUUUGUCAGACGCC